This is a messenger RNA of Moneuplotes crassus, 2253 nucleotides long. Lineage: Eukaryota; Ciliophora; Spirotrichea; Euplotida; Euplotidae. The record is from the annotation of a GenBank genome assembly.
GCAUUAUGGAGAAACACAAAACUUCAACAAGUGAAAUAUAUCUAGGAGACUUGGAUUCUCAAUUGAAGAAGAUGCAAGCAGAUGGAUCCUUGUAUACCCUUUCGAAGGCCAACCAGAUCAAGAACAAUAUAAGAAACAACAACUCUUCAAAGAAAGUGUCUAUAAAUGACUUCAGCAAAUAAAAUGUAUCAGAAGUCUAGGGUUCAGAGCAAAAGAGGAGUCGCUAAGCAGCAUUCAAACAAAGCUUCAGCAAAUACGAGCAGGAAGAACCUGACUUACAAGUCAGACUUGAAGUCUAAGUCUAAAGGCUUACAAGAGAGCUAUUCUUGCCAAACUGGAUUUUCAUUAAAAUAACAAUCCUAAAUAUGCUGAUCCUGCCGAGAAGAAAAUUACUCAGAAGCCUCAAGGAAAAGUAAGAAAAGUUAAGCCUAGUAAAUCUAAAAAAGCUGAGAAGCACAGAAAGAAUCAUCUGACUCAUUUACUAAGGAAUGAUCCGAAGAGAUUUCGUAUUUUGGCAUUUGCUCAAGCAAUAGCAGCUACUCGAAUCCAGAGAUGAUUUAGAGCUUAUAAGGAUUCAAGGGAAGAGCGAGAAAAGAAAAAGUUUGAGGAAGCUCAACUCCGGAUUAAGACUAACUAUGCUAAAGCAGUUAUUAGAAAGUAUUCCCUCAUCUUCUUGUUAGCCAGAAAAGAGAAGAAAGAGUGGCUUGAAUACCACCAAAUUUAUUCCAUGAAUGAAAUAGUUUAUAUUCAAACUAAAUGGAGAGCAUUGAAGUCAAAACCUCCUAAACUCAACGUAAAGAGAUUCAAAGGUGUGUUCUAUGCAGCCCUCCUUGGGUGGAGAAUCAGGAGAAUCAUGUCAUAUUUGAAAUCAAUUCCUGAGAUCCGUGAGGCAUUUGAUUUCGCUAGGUUGAAAAAUGACUGAGAGAACAACCCAACAGAUACUUUUAGUCAAAGAAUAAUCGCCCAAUUUCCUCAGAAAAUGCUAUGUUUCCAUGAGAAAUUUGACGAUUUAUCUGAAAAUGCUAUCUGGAUUAAAAAGCCAGUAGGCAACCUUCAGAGUAAGCCGAAGAAACCAUUUGUUAAGGCUAAUUCAAGAAAAGACAACAAUUUCUGUAAAACUAUGAAGCCUAGUAGAGGAACUCAGAAGAAAGAUGCUAAGCUUGUUGGGUCAAAGGCCCAAUCUUUCAAGAAGCCAAGGAAACAUAUUACCACAAAUCUUGAACCAAACAACCCACCUAAGACUAAUAGGAAGAAGCCGCUUGAGAAGCAGCCAAAACAAACAUUUAAGUUGAGUAAAAUCAACUCCAGCAAUAGCCUGUUUAAUAAUUCUGGUGGUAAUAGUAAGGUUACUCCCCGCGAGGAGGUUUUCAUUCAUGUUGAAAGCUCUCACAAGACAAAUAGCAAAUUGAGGUCCCCUAAUGUACACCUCAAAGACUCUAAGAAGAGAGAUUUUUCAACCCCUAAAGGACUCAGCUUCGGACUCCUUGCCAAGAAAAAUGCAAAAGAUAAGAAAAUGAAGAUUCAUAAGCAAGAUCAGUUUGAUGAUUCACCAAAGAUUGAAGCAAGAAGACCUGUCAGAACCUUAUUGGACGCAAUGCCAAGUCCUAAUAAUUUUAGAAAAUCUCAAGAUGUGCAAGUAUACUCGUCAUUCAGAGACCAUACAGAGAAAGAUCCUACGAUAUCUGUUCAUAAGAUAGACCCAAAGCCAUUCGAAUCUUCUCAUAAUUUGCAGUUUGGAAAAAUGAAAAAAGAGAUUAUUAGAAUUACUCCACUUCAAGAGAGAAGAAGUCAGACGAGAAGACUAAGAGCCAGCACAAUUACCCGUGAAGAAGGUGCCAAGCCAAUGAAGAACUCGAUAAGCUUGGUAUCUCCAAAUGUUGAACCUGAAGACAAGGAUAUUGUUAAUUUUACAGCAAUAAGGCCUGAGAAAGAAGCAAUUAAAGUAAUAGAGGUUGAAGAAAAUGAGCAAAUCUCAACUUAUUCUCUCUUCACUAAGAUUAUAACAGGAGCUCUCGAGAGACUUGGAGGGGACGACCAAUUGCAGCUAGCUUGACUUGAAGAGUGUAAGAAUAUAAUAAAACUCAAAAAUAAGGAUAAAAAGAAAAGUAUCUCCAAAAUGCAUGGGUCAAAAUUGAAAUCUCAUCUGAAGAAACCUCUAGAUCAAAAACAAGCAGCUCAGAAUUACGAAAUCAUUAAAACAGAACUUGAGAACGAAUAUAAUGAUUUAUUAAUAACAGAGUAGAUUCAAUGUAA